Messenger RNA from Phragmites australis (common reed), 4109 nucleotides. Its product is annotated as mitogen-activated protein kinase kinase kinase YODA-like. Lineage: Eukaryota; Viridiplantae; Streptophyta; Magnoliopsida; Poales; Poaceae. The transcript is spliced from 16 exons. Gene Ontology annotation, biological process: protein phosphorylation. Gene Ontology annotation, molecular function: protein kinase activity; ATP binding. The coding region runs from base 854 to 3535 and encodes 893 amino acids. The record is from RefSeq and is a predicted model, not a curated record.
CCCACAGGGAUCCCGCACCGCACGAGAUUCUCGCCACCGCCGCCGCCACCACCACCAACCGUCCCCUCCCUCCCGUCCCGUCCCGUCCCAGCGCAGCGUGGCGCACGCACACUCCCAUCCUACUUGCGCUCGCAUCGCAGCAGACAGGGCGAACAAAAACUGCUCCCCCUCCCCUCCUCCCUCCCGUCAUCGUCGUCUCCUUUCCUUCCCCUUUCCCCCGUUCGCGCAUCCUGCAUUCUCCUCUCUCGCGCGUCCUUCCCCGACCCCUUCCCAGAUUCCUUCUCCCUCCGCUUGCUUGGCCUUCCGGCCCGCCCGAUUUCUGCCCGAAUCCGUCCCUUGCCGCUCCCAAAUUUGGUGUGUUUUUGCUUCCUCGCGAUUUGUUGUGCCUUGUCGCCGGCGACCGGUUGCGGCAGACCAGGUCUCCUUCCACCAGCGUCUUCUACCUUCGGGAGGUGGCGCCCACCACCACCUCCUCCUCCUCCUCUGCUGUCCGCUCUACUGGUACUGGACUGGCGUGGAGCGGAGAUCCACCCGGGCUUCGAUUGAUUUCUUCGUUUUGCUGCUACUUGCGGAUUUGGAUGCUGUCUGGUGUGCUAAUCUAGUCCACCCAUCCGUUGUUCGAUCAGGCUUUGAGAUUGAGACGGUAUUAAGAAGAAAUUUUCAAUCAUGCUUUGAGAUUGAGACGGUAUUAAGAAGAAAUUUUCAAUCAUUGUUCACUGUGCGGAGGGUUCAUUGUUGGUUCACUGGAGGGUUUUUGUUGAAGUACCCUAUUCCUCAUGCUCAUCGUCUCUAGCUAAUUGGCAUAAUAUGAUAGCUGGUCAAUAAAUCCCCUACAACUUAUUCUAUAUCCAUUAUGCCACCAUGGUGGGGAAAAUCUUCAUCCAAAGAAGUGAAAAAGACUGCCAAAGAAAACCUCAUUGACACAUUUCAGCGGCUCAUAAGUUCAAAUGAGCAAAAGGGGAGCAGAAAAUCACGGGGGAGUCAUAGACGUGGUAAAGACACAGCUGCUGAGAAAGGUUGCUGGUCUACUGCCCAUUCCCGCUCUACAUCCCCUUCAAAAGAGGUUUCUCGGUGUCAGAGCUUUGCAGCAGAUAGACCACAUGCACAACCACUCCCUCUUCCUAGAUCACGUGCUAGGGUGACACGUACUACUUCAGAUAUUACCGACUCAAAACCCAUUUUGGAAAAGCGUAGCAAAGGGCAACUACUACCACUCCCUACCCCAAAUUGGCUUAAAAAAAGACCUGAAACUACUGAACCCGUUGCUGAAUUAGCUACCGCUUCUGUCUCCAGCAACUGUUCUAUUGAUAGUGAUGAUCCUGGAGAUUCUCAACUUCAGAGCCCUGUGGGAAAUGAUGCUGAAAACGCAGCUAAAGUUGCUACAUCGAGUAGUUCAAGUGUUGUGCAUAAAGAGUGUUCUAGCGCUAUCACCAGAAAGAGCACCAAGGAAGUGGCAAAGCGAAACAAUGCUCCUCUCAGUAACCACAUUCUGUCCACAUCUCCAAGAAGUACUGCUGCUGAUAGUUGCCAAACCAAUUUGCAAAGCUCGCGACAGGUUACUCUGGAGAGUGCUCCCAAUAGUUUGAGGUCAAGUCCUUCUCGAAGCCCAAGAAUUAUAUGUCCUGAUCAGAUUCCAACGUCAGCCUUUUGGGCAGUGAAGCCUCAUACAGAUGUAACUUUCCUUGGGUCUGGUCAGUGCUCCAGUCCAGGUUCCGGUCAAACGUCUGGGCAUAAUUCAGUGGGAGGCGAUAUGCUAGCCCAGCUCUUUUGGCAACCUAGCCGAGGCAGUCCAGAGUAUUCACCAAUUCCCAGCCCAAGAAUGACAAGUCCUGGUCCAAGUUCUAGGGUGCAUAGUGGAAGUGUCUCUCCGUUGCAUCCUAGGGCUGGUGGGGUGGUGCCUGAAUCUCCAACAAGUCGACAUGCUGAGGGGAAGAAGAAACAAACCCACAGAUUGCCACUUCCACCAUUAAGCAUCUCUAACAGUUCCACCUUUUUGCCAAACAACUCUACCCCAGCUAGUCCUAUAUCCCGUAGUCCUGGUGGAACAGAGAAUCCACCCAGUCCUGGAUCACGGUGGAAGAAGGGAAAGCUGAUUGGCCGUGGGACAUUUGGCCAUGUAUAUGUUGGAUUUAACAGCGAUAAAGGUAAAAUGUGUGCAAUGAAGGAGGUUACCCUUUUCUCAGAUGAUCCUAAAUCAAAAGAAAGUGCAAAGCAGCUGGGCCAGGAAAUAUUACUAUUGAGCCGACUGCAACAUCCAAACAUUGUGCGAUAUUAUGGAUCUGAAACGGUGGAUGAUAAGCUUUACAUAUACCUGGAGUAUGUUUCUGGUGGAUCUAUCCAUAAGCUUCUCCAAGAGUACGGGCAGUUUGGUGAACAAGCAAUUCGAAGUUAUACUAAGCAAAUACUUUUGGGCUUAGCUUAUUUGCAUGCAAAGGAUACAGUACACAGGGACAUCAAAGGUCCAAACAUAUUGGUAGACCCUAAUGGCCGUGUAAAGCUUGCCGACUUCGGAAUGGCAAAACAUAUCAAUGGACAACAGUGCCCUUUCUCAUUUAAGGGUAGCCCAUACUGGAUGGCUCCUGAGGUUAUAAAAAAUUCUAAUGGAUGUAACCUUGCGGUUGAUAUAUGGAGUUUAGGAUGCACAGUCCUAGAGAUGGCUACCUCAAAACCACCAUGGAGCCAAUAUGAAGGGAUUGCCGCAAUGUUUAAGAUAGGAAACGGUAAGGAGCUUCCACCAAUACCAGAUCACCUCUCAGAAGAGGGCAAAGACUUCAUAAGACAGUGCCUGCAACGUGAUCCAUCAAGCCGUCCAACAGCAGUGGAUCUUUUGCAGCAUCCAUUCAUACGAAAUGCAUCACCACUUGAAAGAUCAGUUGCCUCUGAUCCACUGGAACAGUUGACGGCUUUAUCUUGCAAACCAUCUAAGGUGGUUGCGCAUGCCAGAAAUAUGGCCUCGCUUGGUUUGGAAGGGCAAUCAAUUUACCAGAGAAGAGCUGCCAAAUUUUCUUUGACACACAGUGAUAUCCAUAUAAGGAGUAAUAUAUCUUGUCCUGUAUCUCCAUGUGGAAGUCCUCUUCUGAGAUCAAGAUCUCCACAACAUCAAAAUGGUAGAAUGUCACCGUCUCCAAUUUCUAGCCCCAAAACUACUUCGGGUGCUUCCACUCCUCUGACUGGUGGCAAUGGAGCCAUUCCUUUAAACCAUGUGAGGCAACCAGCUUACAGAAAUGAAGGCUUCCCAAUUGCAUCAAGAGGCCUUGAUGAUCACUUGCCUAGCCGGUCUGCUGACCCAGUCCAUGGACGUUUUGUUCGAGUGCAUCAACUCUCGGCAGGUCUUCAGGAGAGGGUAGUCCCUGAAGCUGACAUUCUGAGCUCACAGUUUGGAAAGACGGGGCAUGUGAAUGUAUGGGAUUUGCAUGAUAGGCCACUGCCUUCUGAACAUUCCUCUCAGCAGAACUUUGGGGAUCAUGUGAAACUAAAACCUUCACUGGACUUGACUUCUGGUCCUCCACACCUUGGGCGCAAUCAUGGUCAUUGAUUCUCAAGCAAAAAUUGCUGGAUAAGUUUUGAAUCGGGCCUUGAUGAAUGAUGAGAUAGCUAGUGGUUAUAAUCUGGUUUGUCCAUCUAUUUGCUCAAAACCUUGAAUUGUAUCAUAGUACAAGAGAUGUCCAUUAAUUGUUUCAGAUGUUAACAGUUGGCAAUGGAUAAAGAUUCUCUAAUGUCAAUCCCAUUAGUUCAACAAAGAUGAGACAUGUCCUAUCGGGAAGGGGAUGUUGUAUACUAGAUCAUCCAGAUAUUGAAGGACCAAAACAGCAGCUCUGAACCUGUAUACUCUUACUCUUGUAGCUACAACUUUUUUUCUUCGUUCUUUUAUGGGGCUGGAGGCCAUUGUGCAGAAGGGAGCUCAAACUAGAAGUUCAGAUUUUGCAGAGGAGAAAGCAAGUGAGCCAUUCUCUUCCCAUCUUGCAUGCUGCUGCUCACCGGAGAGUGUUGCUACUGAUUUUGUAAUACUGGGCCAAUUCAUUAAAUGUAUCCAUUACUCUGGAAGGUAUACAAAGAGUCUAAUUGUUCGAUAAAUUAACUGGUCCAAAUGUUGGCCAUUCCCUGGUGUA